UUCAAAUUUGCAUGCAUACAUUAUACAUGGUACUAAGUCUUAGAAUCAAAAGCCAGAGAGAGAGAGAGAGAGAGAGAGGGCAGAAAAGAUGGGGUACAAUUCAUUCCUAAGAAGCCCAAAGAAAGAAGAACAAGAGGUGCCAGACACCGUUCUUAGCAAAACCACCGACACAGAAGAUGCUAAUUUUGAAGAUGAAGAACUCGAUAUCAUGAAUGACUUGGAGGGCUUUUUGGGUUUCGAAGAUGAUGAACAAUUACCACAGGACAUCAAGAAGUAUGAUCAACUUGAUUGGAAUUUCAUGGAUUGGGAAGAAUUCCCAAAUAGAGAAGGAGAAGAAGAAGAAGAGCAGAAAGUGUUUGAGAACACAAAACAAUGCUUUUUUAAAGAAGAAGAAGAAGAAGAAAGCUACUAUGGCAGCAAGGUUAUAAAGAGAGAAAAUGUUGGGUUUUGCGAUGAUGAUGAGAAGAGUUCAUCAUUGAAUUUGAACUUGAAUUAUGAGGAAGUCUUGGAUGCAUGGUCCAACCGGGGAUCUCUUUGGGCCGAUAAUUGUUCUCCUUCCUUGGCGAGCAAUGGCUACUAUAUGGGAGAGGUGCCUGUUAUGGAAGAAGAGAGAACAAAAAGGGAAGCAAGUGUUUUAAGGUACAAGGAGAAGCGCCAGACUAGAUUGUUCUCCAAGAAGAUAAGAUACCAAGUUCGCAAACUCAAUGCAGAUAAAAGACCUAGACUCAAGGGUCGAUUUGUGAAGAGGGUUUCUUGACUAAUUACUCGUGUUUAAAAUAUCUCGCAAAAUAUCUGUUUGGAUUUGUUCUGGCAUAUGCUUUGAUUUGUCUCUGUCUCAAUGAAAAUAUCUCUCUUUAUUCAGAAUUCGGACUUUUUGUUCACUUCUUAUUGAACUUGUAUAGUGGACUUGAGGUCCAUCAUGCAAAAACUGACCCUAUUUCUUAAUAGUUAGCAUCGCAUGGUCUAUCCGGGGCCUUUUGUGAUGGACGGAUUACAAUCCUUUAGAAACACUUCUCCAUCAAUCAAACGGUCGACUUUCAUAGGAAUUAAAGUUAAGGCAAUAAGAUGUGAGGUGUAUUGAUCCUGUGUAGUGGUCCUAACCGAUGUGCAUCACCAAUUUAUUUAUUUAUUUUUUACCGAA
This is a messenger RNA of Quercus robur (English oak), 1141 nucleotides long. RefSeq names its product zinc finger protein CONSTANS-LIKE 7. NCBI's taxonomy places the organism in Eukaryota, Viridiplantae, Streptophyta, Magnoliopsida, Fagales, Fagaceae. Gene Ontology annotation, cellular component: nucleus. Bases 89 to 757 code for a protein of 222 amino acids. The transcript has 3 exons. Gene Ontology annotation, molecular function: protein binding. The record is from RefSeq and is a predicted model, not a curated record. Gene Ontology annotation, biological process: regulation of DNA-templated transcription.